This is a messenger RNA of Suillus clintonianus, 1786 nucleotides long. Its product is annotated as FMN-dependent alpha-hydroxy acid dehydrogenase. The coding region runs from base 365 to 1663 and encodes 432 amino acids. The record is from RefSeq and is a predicted model, not a curated record. Gene Ontology annotation, molecular function: oxidoreductase activity; FMN binding. Lineage: Eukaryota; Fungi; Basidiomycota; Agaricomycetes; Boletales; Suillaceae. The transcript is spliced from 7 exons.
CUCCCAGCUGAGCUACCCCGGCUACGAAUUCAAUCACACACUCAACCAUUGCUACAACUACGUGGACAUCCGUUGGCGAAGUUCCUUGAAGCCAGCUAAAACAUUCUGCGAAUCAGAGUGCCCACGGAAAGCGGGAGAACGGCCCCACUCCGGAAAUAUCAACAUGAUUCAGCAAGCAAAUCUCUCGUAAGUACGUAUCAUGUGGUCAGAUAGCGGACAGAAUUGCAUACUUCAAUCCCCGUCACGUUCCCUAGCCACGUCGGCUUUUCGGGUAGAUGCUGCUUGUUGAAUGCUGCCUUAAAUAAGUCGACAUGUCUACCAUGGCCUUCCCAGACUCUCUAUCAUACCCUCCUCCAUUAUAGCUAUGACGGCUGUCCCCGCCCAAUCGACUCGAUGGAUGAAAUACUUCAUGGAUAUCUAUGGACAGGCAAAGCCGCCCGUCCUAGGCUCUUUCGCAGUGAAAGAGAUAGAAGAUAAAGCCCGGGAGGUCAUGAAAGACCAUCUUCCGGCAUACAUGUACACAUUUGGGAGUGCAGGGACGUGCUCGACAGACGCCGCAAAUAGGCGUGCGUUCAACCGGUGGAAAAUUGUCCCUGCAAUGCUCAAGGACUGCACCAAAAGAAAUGUCGAAACAACAAUCCUUGGAGAGAAAUUCCACGCGCCUCUCUUCAUUGCCCCCGUAGGUGUACAGGGUAUCUUGCACGCAGACGGUGAACUCGCAACUGCAAGGGCCGCCGCUGCCUGUGGCAUCCCUUACAUCAUGAGCUCAGCGUCAUCCCGCUCAAUCGAGGAUAUCGCAAAGGCAAACGGGCCAAAUGGUCAGCGUUGGUAUCAGCUCUACUGGCCAGUCACAGACGAGAUAACAAUAUCUCUUCUCAAUCGUGCCAAAACUGCAGGCUUCACUGCGCUCGUCAUCACGCUCGAUACCAUGCUCUUGGGUUGGCGUCCACACGACCUUGACACUGCCUAUAUACCAUUCUACUACGGCGUCGGCAUCCAAGUUGGCUUGUCCGACCCCGUGUUCAUGAAGCGCUCCGGAUACGAACCUGUGCACGAGACCACCAAGUUCCCAUUCGAGCCAGAGAAGGUCAGAAACGCAGCGUUGAACGCAGGUGACGCGGACGCCCAGAAAGCAAUGAAACUGGGGAAGGCGUGGCUCGGAGAAACCAAUUCAGGCACUUUCAGGUCCUGGGAUGACCUACAGUUUAUCAAGGAUCACUGGGAUGGACCUAUCAUUCUGAAAGGGAUUCAGCGGGUGUCCGAUGCGGAGAAAGCUAUCGAAAUGGGCAUUCACGGCAUCAUUGUGUCCAAUCACGGUGGACGGCAAGUCGACGGUGCUAUUGGCUCCUUGGAUGCGUUAUCCAAGGUCAUGCGCUCGCCGAAGGUCCUCGCUGCGCAGACGAAAGGCGACCUGACGGUGCUCUUCGACUCUGGCAUCCGCACAGGCAGUGAUGUUAUCAAGGCCAUGGCAAUGGGUGCACAAGGUGUCCUUAUUGCUCGUCCAUACAUGUAUGGUCUUUCCAUUGCCGGCCAGGCAGGAGUCGAGCAGAUUUUGAUGCAAACCGUGGCUGAUAUGCAUAUCACAAUGGGUCUCUGCGGGUACAGUGAUGUCAAUGACCUCAUUGGGAAGCGAGACGAGCUUCUCGAACCCGUGGAUGAUUGAACAGCAGAUUGCAUUGCAUAUUAACGCAUCAAUUCAUUCAUUUGCCCUAGAAGUGCUGUAUUAUUAUGAACAACGUACUCCAAAUGACAUCUCGAAGGUUAACAUUGCAGGAAUGUAGGAAAA